CACUUUUUACUUCUCUUUUUGUUUUCUGACUGUGUUCUAUUUGGUUAUUGGCUCUUUGGGGUCCAACUGUCCUAGUAAGAAUACAGAACUCUCUUGCUUAGAUUACAAAAACAAUUACUUAAUUCUUUUUUAAAGGUAAAUCUUCUACUACCUCAUGCUCUCAUUGAACAAUUGGUAGUCUUUUGAAAUAGUUGUAUAAUUGUUGCUCGAAUUAGAUCCAAAUGCUGAAGUUAUUGCUCUAUCACCAACAACGCUUAUGGCGACAAAUCGAUUCGUGUGUGAGAUAUGCAACAAAGGGUUCCAAAGGGACCAAAACCUUCAAUUGCACCGAAGAGGUCACAAUCUUCCCUGGAAGCUUAGGCAAAGGAUAACCAGUGAGGUCAAGAAACGAGUCUACAUAUGCCCCGAGCCAACUUGUGUCCACCACAACUCGGCUCGUGCACUAGGGGAUCUUACAGGAAUAAAGAAGCAUUUUAGCCGUAAGCAUGGCGAGAAGAAGUGGAAAUGCGACAAGUGCUCAAAGAAAUAUGCUGUGCAAUCUGAUUGGAAAGCUCAUCAGAAGACCUGUGGUACUAGGGAAUACAAAUGUGAUUGUGGAACCAUCUUUUCAAGAAAAGACAGCUUCGUCACGCACAGAGCAUUCUGUGACGCAUUAGCUGAAGAAAACAACAAGGUAAACCAAGGACUAAUGAACAACAUCAACAUGGGAUCAAACUUACUAAACCAAAUGCCAGAGCUCAUGUCAUCAAUGCCAAUGAGCAAUGCCAACACAUCUCUGGGAACAUCUGACUUCAACAACAUUGACCCGAAAAACUCGCUCAAAUCCCUUCCCCAAGAGCUAGUGCCAAUGCCGUUUAAGCCUAUGAACAUGGGUGGAGGCAUGUUUUCAAGCAGCUCUGGCACUCUGUUUGGCAGCCAAGGAAGCAUUUCCUCAGCUUCCUCUAGCCUACAACUUAGUUCAAAUAACCCAUCUGGCUUCAAUUAUUUACAAAACAGCAACAAUGCUUGCCAAAUUGACGGGUCGCCCCACGUGUCAGCCACAGCCUUGUUGCAGAAAGCAGCCCAAAUGGGUGCAACUGCAAGUAAUAGUAUAAACUCUCCCAUGAUGCAAAAAAGCUUUCCUAGUAGCAUGGCAGGUCCUGACCAGUCCAUUAGACCAACAUAUUUUGGAGGAAUGCAGCAGCAGAACACAUCUUACGAACACUUUCCAUCACAAACCGAUCAUUCAAGCAUGGUUGGGAUCAACGAGGGAGGGUUCUCUAACCCGCUCAUGCAAAAAAGCCCCAAUGAAAUGGUCCAACUUUUCAAUACUGUGGCAGGAAGCUCAGGAAUGAAUGAUAUGGGAAUUUUCACUAACAUGUUCAUUAAUGGAGCUGACCGAAACCAAGGCUUGAUAAAGAACAUGGAACAUGAAGAUUGUGGCAGUUCUAGCUUAUUACAAGGGAGAACUCAGGCGAUCGAAAGGAACCCACCAGGGCCAGCAAUAUUUGGAGCGAGCAAUGGAGAAAAUAACAUGACGACUCUUGAUUUCAUGGGGAUUGGAGUGUCAAGGCCAGUCAAUUUGCAUGAACAGCAGCAUCAGCAACAAAGAUUAGAAUUGGAAGCAAUAAGCCAACAAAGACUGCCAAUGAUAAACCCUUUUCAGCAACAGCUCUCACAUGGGAAUUCCGCUAUUGCAAAGUCCAUCUGGGAUGUCUGAGAGCCACAGGUUUUUUUGUUACUUUUAUCUGUCAGUUGUCCUUGGAAGAUUUUCUUGCUCUUGUCUGUGACAAUGCUGAGAUGGCCACUCUGGCAUUGGAAACCAAAUGGGGCUCAUGGGGUACACACCAACUUAUCUAUCUUCAAACAAUGGGCCUGACUUUUUAAAUUCAUGAUGACCCAGCGAUAAGUGGGA
This is a messenger RNA of Durio zibethinus, 1894 nucleotides long. The record is from RefSeq and is a predicted model, not a curated record. NCBI's taxonomy places the organism in Eukaryota, Viridiplantae, Streptophyta, Magnoliopsida, Malvales, Malvaceae.